CACACAGUAACAGUUGUACAGUCUGUAUUAGUGUGUGUUUUUGCAGUAAUGGUGUCAGUCGUCUUGUCCAUUCUACUGCUUGUAUCUGGUGUGGGCCUGAUCCCGACUACACAGGCUGAGGACUGUACAAGCUACUGGGACGACAGCGGCGUCCAUCGUGAUGGCGUUUCAUGUGGCGGCACGCUCUGCUGCGGAAGCUGCCACAGUAAAUACUGCUGCAGUGACCACACACAGCAGCUAACUGGAGAGCAGCAGGAAGGAUGUGACGACGGACGCGGGUCACCGGGGCCCCCCUCUGCAGCCGAACUUGGAGGUGGGGCGUCAUGGCAAGCUUUAGGUGGACGCAGGGGGCGCAAGCGGAAGAGGAACAGCUUGAAGAGGGUUGGCGCCAAGACUGCUGUACUUCUGGGCAGCAUCCUUGGCUCGAUUAUUCCCCUCAUCUUCUGCGUGGGUCUCGUCGUCUGCUUUGUGGCCCCAUGUUGCUUUCUGUACAAAAAGUGCAGGAAAGUGCGCAACUCUCGGCGCCAAAAUGUGCCAACAACCACCUUUAUCGCUGUACGCCAGCAGCCGGCACCUCCGGCCCAGCAUCCACCUUCCCAUCCGAGCUACCAGCCUGUGCCAGUGCAGCCUGGUUACGGAGGCCCCGCCCUACCCACAGCACCACCACCUCCUCCAUACAUGGAAGCUGCUCCUCCAGCAUUUCCACAGCCUUCUCUGCCACCUUAUCCAGGUCAUGAUCCGCAGCCUCCAUACAACCCUUCUUUUGGGUUCGUGCACACAUGAGUUGGACUGGCUGCAUUUAUCACGGUUUGUAUGUCGAAAUUUCAUUGUUGGAAUCACAUUUUUGGGAAGCGUUAAUCGAACCAUACGCUCCAGAUGAGCUGAUCUUUAAAAGUGCGUAAUCCAUCAUACAUGUUGUUACACCGAUGCUUGGACUCAUGUGUGACAUUUUCCCUAAAUGCUCUUGGUGUGAUACACUUGUUCACAAUGAACUCAUCUGCUAUUAAUACUAGAUGAGCAGUUUGCUCCUUGCUGCUAUUACACCAUUGGUUCUGUUACUGUUGUGUUGUGUGAAUAGACAGUACUUGUUAAUAAAUGACCAUGUGGCCAAAGAGAGCUACGUUUUCCUUCCCACUUUCUCAUGCACUCCACAUCAUUAUUAAAGUAAAAGAAAGUUAAAUUGUUCAUGUCGCUCUCCAGUUAUCACCUGCUACCAAUCAAUUACAGUAAUCCCUCGUUUAUUGCAGUUAAUUGGUUCCAGACCCAACUGUGACAAAUGAAUUUCCGCAAAGUAGGAUUCUUUAUUUAUAAAUGUAAUAUUAGUUACAGCAUAGAAAACGCGUUUGUGACCUUCUAAAUAGGUUUUUAAACAUUAUUAGAGCCCUCUUGACAUGAGAUAGCAGCCCUAUAGUCACCUUUACACUCCUAUACCAAAUAUAAUAGACAUAGUAAGAGUAAAUAAGGCGUUUUAAGACAUAAAUAAAACUCAUGUUCAUGUGUGUUGCUAUAUAUGUGUUAGGGGAGCUGAGUGGGGAACGGUAUGGAAGUGAUG
Dunckerocampus dactyliophorus (ringed pipefish) is the source of this 1552-nucleotide messenger RNA. Its product is annotated as protein shisa-4-like. The transcript has 6 exons. The record is from RefSeq and is a predicted model, not a curated record. Bases 49 to 783 code for a protein of 244 amino acids. NCBI's taxonomy places the organism in Eukaryota, Metazoa, Chordata, Actinopteri, Syngnathiformes, Syngnathidae.